UCCCCGGGCGAACAGCGUGCUGCUGCGUCAUCGCUAGUGGCCGGUUUGAAUGAGGCUUGUCGCAUCGGAGCUACCGCCACCACCGCGCUUCGUCCCCGGCAGGCUCCACAAGCUGCUUCAUAUCCCUCUGUGGUCCUUGUCAGACCCAGCCUCCUGCGCCGUUUCCUCCUUCUGCCCUACCAUGCCUCUCUACUCCGGUGAGCUCCAUCCUCCCUCGCGCCGCGCUCUCGCAGCUGAUGUUACAGUAAAAUGGGGAAAGGAGAAAUUUGAAGGUGUAGAAUUGAAUACUGAUGAACCUCCAAUGGUGUUCAAGGCCCAGCUUUUUGCACUGACUGGAGUCCAGCCAGCCAGACAAAAAGUUAUGGUGAAAGGAGGGACACUGAAGGACGAUGACUGGGGAAACAUCAAAAUAAAAAACGGAAUGACUGUACUAAUGAUGGGGUCAGCAGAUGCUCUUCCAGAAGAACCCUCAGCUAAAACUGUCUUCGUAGAAGACAUGACAGAAGAACAGUUAGCAACUGCUAUGGAGUUACCGUGUGGAUUGACAAACCUUGGUAACACUUGUUACAUGAAUGCCACAGUUCAGUGUAUUCGUUCUGUGCCUGAACUCAAAGAUGCCCUUAAAAGGUAUGCAGGUGCCUUGAGAGCUUCAGGGGAAAUGGCUUCAGCACAGUAUAUUACUGCAGCCCUUAGAGAUUUGUUUGAGUCCAUGGAUAAAACUUCUUCUAGUAUACCACCUAUUAUUCUACUGCAGUUUCUGCACAUGGCUUUCCCACAGUUUGCGGAGAAGGGUGAACAAGGACAGUAUCUUCAGCAGGAUGCUAAUGAAUGCUGGAUACAGAUGAUGCGAGUGCUGCAGCAGAAGCUGGAAGCCAUAGAGGACGACUCUGUUAAGGAGACAGAUUCUUCUGCAUCAGCUGUGACACCUUCUAAAAAGAAAAGCUUAAUUGAUCAGUUUUUUGGUGUUGAGUUUGAAACCACCAUGAAAUGUACUGAAUCUGAAGAAGAGGAGGUCACCAAAGGAAAGGAAAAUCAACUUCAACUUAGUUGUUUCAUCAACCAGGAAGUUAAAUAUCUUUUCACAGGGCUUAAAUUGCGAUUGCAGGAAGAAAUUACUAAACAGUCUCCAACAUUGCAGAGAAAUGCUUUGUACAUCAAGUCUUCUAAGAUCAGCCGGCUGCCUGCUUACUUAACUAUUCAGAUGGUUCGAUUUUUUUAUAAAGAGAAAGAAUCUGUGAACGCCAAAGUUCUUAAGGAUGUUAAAUUUCCUCUUAUGCUGGAUGUGUAUGAACUCUGCACACCAGAACUUCAAGAGAAAAUGGUCUCUUUUCGGUCAAAAUUCAAGGAUCUAGAAGAUAAGAAAGUGAAUCAGCAGCCAAAUGCAAAUGACAAGAACAGUCCCCCAAAAGAGGUUAAGUAUGAACCCUUUUCAUUUGCUGAUGAUAUUGGCUCCAAUAAUUGUGGCUACUAUGACUUACAAGCAGUGCUAACUCACCAAGGAAGAUCUAGUUCUUCAGGUCAUUAUGUAUCAUGGGUGAAAAGGAAGCAAGAUGAAUGGAUCAAGUUUGACGAUGAUAAGGUCAGCAUUGUAACACCAGAAGAUAUUCUGCGGCUGUCUGGUGGUGGAGACUGGCACAUUGCUUAUGUUCUACUUUAUGGGCCUCGAAGAGUUGAAAUAAUGGAAGAAGAAAAUGAACAGUAAUCUUCAAUUUAGCUAUUUAUGCCUAGGUGUGAUAUAAAUUUUUUUUGUUAUCAUUUCUAUAAUCUUGAGCUCCAAAGGGAACCAAGAACAGAACCAGGCCUGUUUCUUAAAGAGACUACACAAAAUUACAUUUGGGUGCUACCCUGUAAAAUGGUAGCUGAAUGACAGUCUUUAAAAGCGUGUUUCUUACAAAUUCCUAGCUGAAGUCCAUUUUCCCCUUUGCCCUUCCAGCUCAAGAUUUAGCAGUGAUGUUUAUUGCACACCUGUUUGUUCUUGCAUGGUUAAUAUUCAGUAGCUGCCUGUCAUUUGCCUUAUCUAACCAAUAUUUUUCUAGGAAGGUGGAAAAGGAAGUGUUGCUCUCAUCGUGUAACUCAGUGCUGCUGUCCACAUCCCAUCAACUGGGUGCAAUCAAGUAUUUGUCCAGACUGACUGUUGCUGGCUUUUCAUGACUUUACAAUAAAUUGUGAUCAAUAAGAAUA
Molecule: messenger RNA, 2181 nt
Organism: Myodes glareolus (Bank vole)
Lineage: Eukaryota; Metazoa; Chordata; Mammalia; Rodentia; Cricetidae
Source: RefSeq, a predicted model, not a curated record